UAAUUCAAUUUGUACUAAAACUGUAAAUUUUGGUGGAUGCGAUCGGACUUUGUCGCGGGGAAGGAGGCUUACUUUAUUCGCGCCGUUAAGCCUCCUUUUUGAAAUUCAAAAUGGCGUCGUCGAGAGUUCUAUCACUAUCAAAUUAUGAGAGACAAACGCGUGAUGAUGCUGAAUCUAGUCUAGAUGAGCUAAGGCAAAAACUGGAGAUUUCUCCAACCAAAACGCCAAACAGAAGAAAUCCAAAACUUACCUCUAGUCAGUCAAGUCCAUAUUCUGCUUCUGUGGAAAAGUUAAAGGACCUCAUCCACAAAUACGAUAAAAUGAAAGGAAGAAAGACAAAUGAGUCUGUUGCUGUUAGACCUGACAUGCCUGAGCCAGAUGAACUGGCCCCACUUUUAAGUGAUCAGCAUGCACUCCUGCAACAUCUUGAAGGCCAAGUCAAUUAUUACAAGGAAGCUUUGUCGACGUUGAAACAAAAAGCAGAAAUCGUUAUUGAAGAAAACAGUCGAUUGCAUGAGCAAAUAAUCGAUGGAAUUCAAAAUGAAUUUAGUGAUUUGAAUGGAAGCUACAUUGCAUCAGAGUCGCAUUCAAAGCGAUCAUUGAUUGACUGCGGUAUUCAGACAGACAUCAAUCAAUCAACCCAUGACGUAAACAACAGUACACAUACUAAAGAAGACCGACUGGAUUGUGAAAAGACAAGUGAAACACAACAAAAUAACGAAAAACAUGAUAUUUUAAGGAGUAAAAAAGAACCACAGAAUGCAAAUUUUCCGAAAGAUCAACCUGAUUCAGUGGCAAGAAAAGUUUCUGAUUGCCAGAAUUUCGAUAAUAAAAUUAGGCGACUGACGGAAAUAAAAGAGGAAAAGACAAAACUUCUGGAAAGUUUGCUAGAGGCUGCAAGAAAGGAGUCAAAGGAAAAAGACUUGGUGAUAAGCAAACUAGAAAACGAUAAAACCAAGCUGGAAAAGGAAGAUAUACUGAAUUACAAGGAAGAUGGGUUUCUUUGUAUCAAAUGCGCCCACCACGAAGGUGUGAUUGGUGCCCGAAAGUUUGGAGUGAAUGAACGAGUGAUCAAGAGGAUGGAAAGUGAAAACCUUGAAUUAAUGGAAGUCGCAAGUAAACAACGAAAAACAAUUGACGAGCUAAGAAGGAGAGAAACGGAGGCAUUCGCCCGUGUUAAGAAAAGUUGUGAGAUUGCUGAGGAAGUUCAGCUAGAAAAACAGCAGCUGAACAUCAGUCUUCAAAAAGCAAAGUUGGAAAUUGCCCGGAUGAAAGAAGAAAGCAACAGUCAACUGAACAAGUCUAACGAGCUUAUGCAAAAAGAGAAAUUGAAAUUAAAAGUGGAAGGUGAUGAGAAAUUAAUGAAAUACAAAGAAAUGUUUGAGGAGGUAAGCGAAAAAUCAUCUAAAACUGAAAUACAACUGGACCGUGCAAUAAGAGAAAAACUUGACCUAAAAGCCACACUUGACAAACUUGAGACAGAGAUUACUGCUCAUGAUAAAGAGAUGGAAAAGAAAUUAGACGAGUCUGGAUAUGCGUUGCGAAAGGCAAACACAGAAAACGCUUUACUUUUACAAGAAAAUCAAAGACUUAACAAAGAGAAGAAACAUUCAGAAAAGGUGCAAGAACAGAAACUUGACUGGUCAAAUUCUGAACUGAUAGCAAUGAAGAAAAGAUUGCUAGACACGGAACAGAGUCUUGAGGCUUCGAAAAGUGAGUGCCUGAGCCUCACAGAGGAACUGCAGACUAUAAAGACACGGUUACAUGCAGAAGUGAACACAAGGAACCAAGAAAGCAGUAUUCAUCAAUACGAACAAGAACAAAUGCGAAUGGCAAGUAAACAACAACAACAGCAUUUAGAAAAGUCUUUACGUGAAUCAGAGACAAAAUACGAAGCAACUAAAGGAGAGCUCAGCUCCUUAUUAGAAUCACAGAUACAAAUAUCGAAAGACUUUAAAGAGGAAUGCAAACAGCUGAUCGAAAAGCAAGAGAAGAUGGAAAAAGAAAACAGAGCUACCCAGUCCAAAAUACUGCAAGAGAAUUCGCAAUUGAAAAGGGAGUUAGAAAAAACAUCAAAUGAAAAGCGGAACCUAUCUGAUCACUUACUUAAAAUCCGUGAACGAUAUGAAGCUCUGGAAAAGUCAAUGGCUGCUGCGCAGGUCCAAAUUCAGAAAUAUGCUGAAAAGGCAAUUUCAUUAAUGAACAAGUACAACUCCGUCUUAAGAGAGAGGCAGCUUUUGAGAGAGGAGGUUAACUUCUUAAAAUCUCAACUCCCUGCAUUUCGACACAGUGAUAGAAUAUCUAUAUCAGAUCUGGACAGUACAGAGAAGCCAACUGGAUGAGUUCAGGUGGUUUAUUUUUGUUUUUCAUUUGUUGCUUCUAAAAUGGAGCAGAAAACCCUUUUAACCUAAUAAAAAAAACUGCUAAUAUAAAAAGCUCAAAUCAAAUUGUUUGUAAAUAAUUAUUUAUUGUCACAUAACUAAGAGUAUUGUAUCAUAUGUGUGGUAUACGUUAUUUCUUUUUGAUACUCAAUAGCCUUCAUCGGCUUGAAAUCACAGUUCAAUUUACAAAUCCUUUCGCUAGACAUCGCCGAGCCUUAUAUAUUGAAGUAAAUGGCACCAAAGGAUGUCUCAAUUCGCCAUGACCAUCUCACUUUCUGCCAGAGCGCUGCCAAGCCUUAACAUACAACGCUUGCCAAACGCAGGGGCGGAUCCAGGGCAAAUUUGAAGGAGGGGCAGUUGGUAGUGGGGGCGCUGAAAACUUUUCAAAAAUUGGUGACGAGAGUACGCUGUAUACAACAAUUUUAGACCCAUUUUCAGAAUAAACAACAUAACUUUGAAGUAAUCCUUGAAGCAAAUUAAACUAUCGGUCUCAGAAACUUUAUCAUCUGAUUCUCAUUCUUCAAAAGAGGCACACAAUUUCCAAAAAAGGGGCGCCAGACUUGCUUCAACUCGUCGAGGGAGGGGCAACUGCCCCAACUGCCCCCCCCCCACUUAAAUCCGCCACUGGCCAAACGUACACCCAGACAGUUUCAGUCAUUUCUCGAUCUAUUUUCAAUUCGCGCCUAUAGAAAUAAGUAAUUAGGUCCUUUCAUUAGAUAGCCAUUAGUGAUGGCAUAGAUGUGAGAGUGACUUAGUUAAACCCAUGUAAACCAGUUAUAAAGAACACAAGUCAACUCAUUCAGAGUUCAAUGCAUGAAACAAUCCAAAAGCAUUUUUUGGCAACUUAUGAUUUCACUUGAACAGUUGUCUGAAAGCGUUAUUCCACAAGGGGCUCAACAUCUGUCAACUGAUAUCUAUCAUCUGUCCGCAAGGGGUUUAACAUUUGGAAGAAUCAUCACUACCAAACAAGCAGGCUAUAUCAAACAUCCCUUCGUUGCAGUGGCUACUGAAGCGGCCUCUUUUUUCGAUUUCAAUGCCCUCCUUUGUUAAUUAGAGAAGGGAUUUUGUUAAUUGAGGCUGUGACUUAUAAUUUCUUAGAUCUACGUAGCUGACUUUUAUAAAAAAGAUCUCGGAUUUUAGAAAAGAUGAUAGCAUCCGUAGUUGAGCUGGAACCUCAGUAGGAUCAUCUGGUGCUGAAGGGUUUAUGUGUGUAAUCAGGAAGCUAUGGGAAAGGCAUACCUGCCUUACGGGCUGACCUGACAUGAAAAAUUACAUGCAGAAUCGGUGUUCAGCAUUUUAUAGCCACAAGAUAAUCAAAGAAGAUUGAUUUGUUGGCCGUUUAUAUGGAUAUUUGUAGUGUAGAGGAGAGUACUGCCAUCUUUUGUUGGCCUCCUCCUCGUGCCUGAAGCAAAUUCAACUCGUAGCUACCUCGUCCCUCUCUUCACAUCAAAAAUCAGUCAGAAGAAUUCUGAAGUUUUUGAGUUUAUGGUAUGAUAGUUUUUAUUGAACUCUGUUGUGUUUCUAAAAGUUUAUU
Messenger RNA from Rhopilema esculentum, 3915 nucleotides. Lineage: Eukaryota; Metazoa; Cnidaria; Scyphozoa; Rhizostomeae; Rhizostomatidae. The record is from RefSeq and is a predicted model, not a curated record.